AAGGGGCUCAUUCAAAGUGCCGAAAGCCUCCUCCCGGGACUUGGCGGCGGCGGCGGCGGCGGCGGCACCCCCGGGCCAGGGGCGGGCAGCUCCGGACGGCCGGAAGGUUAUCUUGUGUGAAACGCUCUGCUCUUUGGAGUGAAUUUCUCCCGAUCAUGAUGGCCCUGCUCGCUUUCUGACCCAGAAGUUCGUUAGAAAUGUCAAGAAACAUCUUAGAAGUGAUUUGAAACGGUGGACAUUUCAACACUACCGCAGAAAUUCAGGCACCUUUUCUUCAAUACGUUUUGGUUCUUAAUGGAUUGUAUAACAGGUUAAAGUAGUUCAGUUGUUCAGAAUUUUGCUGGGGUUUUUUUUUUUUCCAAAAUUAAUACUCUCAUACCUGACCUGUAAAAUGUUUGAUUUGUGAUUUCAGUAGUUUAAACAGUUCCAAAGUACUGUUUAAAUAUCACCAGAAUUUCGUGGCAGAUAUUUUUACGUACAUAUCUUAGGUAUUUUGAUGUCUGUCCUUAUUUUGCAAUGGGAUCUCUUUUUUAAAUGAAGAGAUCUUUAGAUCUCAGUGUUUUCUUUUUCCUCCUCUCUCUUAUUUAAGUGCAUUAAAAAUGUUGCUGUUAAUCAGCCAUGUGGUGGUAUUGAGAUAGCUCUUACUGUUUCUCCGUAUAUAUGCUGAUGUUUAGGAAUGCCCUUCGAUUCCGAUGUGAAUUUUUUUUUGUUUUUGCUUUUUGUGUCAUAAAACGGAUAUUUAUUUCACCUGGAGUGGAUGCUCACCAUAGUGACAUGUACGAGGAAUAAAAAAGAAGAGCGACUCUGGAAGAUUUUGCAUUCUUAGCUCUGGAAUUAGCUGUGUAAAUCCUUUAGAACAAAUGGAUGGGUAGCUGACUUCAAGUAACUCUAUGUCAAAUAGCUACAGGUCAAGUACCUUCCUGGAACUUGGAUAUUACUACAAAGGAUACAAAAUAAACAAUCAAACUGGAAAACACAAAGAUUACAGAGAAAAAACUAACACCUUCCUGUGCAGUCCCAUUGGAUUUUGGUUGUGGAUCAGUGGAUCCUGGAGUGGAGUCGACAAACAUCUACUCAGCGUUGGAUAACCACCCUCCAGGGCCCAGAAAUCUGAGUCCCAGCAUCACCCAACCUAGCUCAUCCUAAUCUCGGGCCUGGUGGGGUCCGAUCCUGGCGCCAUCACUAGUGAACACUACAGGAAUCUGAAGAGAGGCCUCGCCAAAACAGGAGGAGGGACUUGCCAUGAGGUGUUGAAGCCUUGUUUCCCCGAGUUGGAGAGACUGGACCUAAAUGGCGCAGCAUGACUUUGCUCCAGCCUGGCUUAAUUUUCCUACUCCACCAUCAUCAACAAAGUCAUCACUGAAUUUUGAAAAGCAUUCUGAAAACUUCCCGUGGGCAGAGAAUCGCUAUGAUGUUAAUCGUAGACGGCACAACUCUUCAGAUGGCUUUGAUUCUGGUAUUGGACGUCCCAAUGGAGGUAAUUUUGGAAGGAAAGAAAAAAAUAGUUGGCGUACACAUGGCAGAAAUGGUACUGAAAACGUAAAUCAUAGAGGAGGCUACCAUGGUGGAAGUUCCCGUUCUCGUAGCAGCACUUUCCACUCUGGAAAAAACCAAGGAUUGCACGAAAACAACGCCCCCAAUAAUGAAACCGAGAAAAAAGAAGAUAAGGAAGAACGCAAAAAAUUUGAGGCUGAGGAUUUUCCAUCUUUAAAUCCUGAAUAUGAACGAGAACCAAACCAGAAUAAAUCUUUAGCGGCAGGUGUGUGGGAAUAUCCUCUGAAUCCUAAAUCUAGAGCUCCAAGAAUGCUCGUCAUUAAGAAAGGGAGUACAAAAGACUUGCAGAUAUCUGGAUUCCCGGUAGGAGGAAAUCUCCACUCUCAGCCAGUUAAGAAUGGGACUGGCCCAAGUGUUUAUAAGGGCUUAGUCCCUAAACCUGCCGCUCCCCCUUCAAAGCCUAUACAGUGGAAAAGCCAAACUAAAGAAAAUAAGCUUGGCACUUCUUUUUCCCACGAGUCCACGUAUGGCAUUGGCAAUUUCAAUUCUUUCAAGUCAACAGCCAAGAACUUUAGUGUAUCACCAAAUUCUGUGAAGGAGUGUAAUCGCUCAAAUUCCUCUUCUCCUGUUGACAAACUUGGUCAGCCUCGUCUAACCAAACUGACUCGAAUGCGUACUGAUAAGAAGAGUGAGUUCUUGAAAGCAUUGAAAAGGGACAGAGUGGAAGAGGAGCACGAAGAUGGAAGUCAUGUUGGGCAGGAGAAGGAUGAUGAGUCAUUUAAUUUGCAUAAUAGCAACAAUCCUCACCACGAGAGAGACAUAAACCGAAACUUUGAUGAAAAUGAAAUUCCUCAAGAAAAUGGGAAUGCUUCAGUGAUUUCCCAGCAGAUCAUUCGGUCGUCCACCUUCCCGCAAGCAGAUAUACUUUCAAGUUCACUCGAGGCAGAGCACAGGUUGUUAAAGGAGAUGGGUUGGCAGGAAGACGGUGAGAAUGAUGAAACAUGUGCACCACUAACUGAAGAUGAAAUGAGGGAGUUCCAGGUCAUUAGUGAACAGUUACAAAAAAAUGGCCUCCGAAAAAAUGGCAUUUUGAAAAAUGGCCUGAUCUGUGACUUCAAAUUCGGACCGUGGAAAAACAGCACUUUCAAGCCCACUAUCGAGAAUGACGACACAGAGACGAGCAGCAGCGACACAUCCGACGACGACGACGUGUGACUUCCCUCACAGCUUUAGAAGUGUUAGCGUGAUACAUCUCAUACCGUUCGGGGGUGAAUUGUAAAAACGAAGAACUCUCAUUUAUGUAGUAAAAUGCCCCGUUAGAAGAAGAUUCUCUGGGGACUUCUUUACGAAGAGAACCAAGAAUGUUGUGUUGGGCCGUGUUGAACAUUACUAUAAUUUCUUUGUAAAUGAAUGUUGUAGAAAUGAGGACUUUGGUUGAUCCAGCGUUGACUCUCUUCAUCACUGCAGCAUUUCUCUGACUAGCAAUGUGACGAUGUAACAAAUGAGAUUGUUUCUCAUUUAAUAAAAAAUGUGUCAUGUUUUGCAAAGCUUCUGUCUUAAAAUGUCGAGGUCUUUAAAGAAAAAAGGGCAACUUAACAAACACUGUUUCGCUUGCGGUCAUAUUUCUUUCUUACAAUGAAAAUCCUCAAGGCCACUUUGUACGCUAAAAAAUGGACAAUGUAGCAUGUUGGCUAAAAUUGGAGCAAGUGCACUAAAACUUUUUUUUUCUGAACUGAGCUGUUGUACUGUUCCCUUUUUGAAACAUCAUUGCUCUUUAGCCAUUUGUAGUGCAGUAACUGUUAAGGAAAAGACUCUCGCCAAACUUCCUUAAGAUUUCUAGAUACGAUCUGAAAUCAAGAGCUUUCGGUAGGUUCGCCGCAAGACCCAGGAUUUUCAGAGUAGAUGAUGAGAAAGAAUAUUGUGGGAAGAUUUGCAGAUUUUGAUAAAUGACUACACGUGCAGAAAAACUGACUACACUGACUGGAUCUGUCCACUACCCGGAAAAUAAAACUGGAUUUUCAGAA
Messenger RNA from Ornithorhynchus anatinus (platypus), 3518 nucleotides. It is a transcript of the gene GPBP1, whose product is annotated as GC-rich promoter binding protein 1. The record is from RefSeq and is a predicted model, not a curated record. Gene Ontology annotation, biological process: positive regulation of DNA-templated transcription; DNA-templated transcription. Gene Ontology annotation, cellular component: nucleus. The transcript has 13 exons. The coding region runs from base 1291 to 2709 and encodes 472 amino acids. Lineage: Eukaryota; Metazoa; Chordata; Mammalia; Monotremata; Ornithorhynchidae. Gene Ontology annotation, molecular function: RNA binding; DNA binding.